Molecule: messenger RNA, 474 nt
Organism: Sclerotinia sclerotiorum 1980 UF-70
Lineage: Eukaryota; Fungi; Ascomycota; Leotiomycetes; Helotiales; Sclerotiniaceae
Exons: 1
Coding region: 1-474 (157 amino acids)
Source: RefSeq, a predicted model, not a curated record
AUGUUCUGGUGCGGCACCCUCACCCUCACCAUCGACCUAACCCCCACGCCCUUACAAACACUUACCAAAAUGAAAAUCCUGGCCUCCAUUCUCCCUUCUUACACACCCUACACGCACAUCAUCAAACUAGCCAUCCGAACUUCAGCCUACAGAUGCCUGUCCACUAUAGAAUACAAGCAGCACGUCUCCGAUUUCCAACUGCUCAUUUCCCAAAUAAACAAAUUUGAAAAAGUACAGGAACUUCAUAUGACACUUGUGAUAGGCAAAUGGGCGCAUUAUUUUUCGCAGUUGAGGUUUUGUGCGGGGUUGUAUGGGUUGCGGAGGAUGAAGUGGAGUUUGGCUUAUAGGGUUGAGGGGGUGGAAGAAGUGGGAUUGCAGGAGAUUGAGCCUGAGUGUUGUUUUAUGAGGUGGUUGGUGCGGGUGUACUGGAGGGAGAUUGUGGGGAAUGGGGGCUUGGAGAGGAUUGUUGAGUGA